AUAUUGAUGAAUGUUCUGAUAGUCCUUGUCAAAACAAUGGAACAUGUGUGGACCUCAUCAAUGAUUACAACUGCAGUUGUGUUGUAGGAUUCAAUGGAACAAACUGUGAGGAGAAUAUUGAUGACUGUGCCGAAAAUCCAUGUCAGAACAAUGGGACAUGCCUUGAUCUCAUCAAUGAUUACCAAUGUAACUGUGCUGCGGGAUUCAAUGACACUAACUGUACAAAUAAUGUAGAUGAGUGCGCUUCGUUGCCUUGUCAGAACAAUGGAACCUGUGUUGACUUGAUCAAUGAGUACGAAUGUCAGUGUGAUGUUGAAUUCAAUGGUACAGAUUGCUCUACAAAAUCAAAUUUAAUGAAAUAUAAGCUUGUCUUGAAUCUUGAUGUAACAACGACAGCAAAUCUGAGCAUAGAAGAAGAUUAUAUCAAAGUAAAGAAUAAAGUUCAAGAAGCGUUAACUGAUGUUUACAGUAAAAGAAUCGUUGGAUCAAAAGUCAUAAUAAAAAGCAUGAGAAAGGGAAGCUUAAUUGUUGACUUUGACCUCGUCAUACCAGACAGUCCAACAUCAAAAGUACUCGUCGUUGAUACAGUGUAUAAGCUUGUGAAUGGUCUGGUAUUUGUCAACUUCUCUGGAGAAAUAGUCAACGUUACUAAUGCUAAAAUACAACAUUCAACAUACGGCGAGGUUAUAAUAACUAACUCAUCUGAUGGAUGUGCUGUUGUGAACUCACAAGGAGCAUGUGAUGCGGGAUAUAGAUGUCAGGAAUUCAUAAAUCAGACAGUGGCUUGCAUCCCUAUUAUAAGUAAGUAUAAAUGUUUAUCCUUGCUUUGUUUUAUGCGAUAUAAGGAAUGAUGUCUUAAAUACAAUGAUUAUACUUUAUCUUAAAUAUUUUAUGGUUGGAAAAUAUAACUUAUUAAAGAAUUAUAUGAUUAUGCA
Saccostrea cuccullata (small rock oyster) is the source of this 935-nucleotide messenger RNA. RefSeq names its product vitamin K-dependent protein Z-like. The annotation marks the transcript as partial. NCBI's taxonomy places the organism in Eukaryota, Metazoa, Mollusca, Bivalvia, Ostreida, Ostreidae. The transcript is spliced from 8 exons. The record is from RefSeq and is a predicted model, not a curated record. Gene Ontology annotation, molecular function: calcium ion binding.